Alligator mississippiensis (American alligator) is the source of this 5625-nucleotide messenger RNA. RefSeq names its product adaptor related protein complex 2 subunit alpha 2 (gene AP2A2). The transcript is spliced from 23 exons. Gene Ontology annotation, molecular function: clathrin-cargo adaptor activity. Lineage: Eukaryota; Metazoa; Chordata; Crocodylia; Alligatoridae. The record is from RefSeq and is a predicted model, not a curated record. Bases 41 to 2959 code for a protein of 972 amino acids. Gene Ontology annotation, cellular component: AP-2 adaptor complex; membrane coat. Gene Ontology annotation, biological process: intracellular protein transport; clathrin-dependent endocytosis.
CGGCGGCAGCGGCAGUGGGAGGUUGUGGGCGGGGGCCGCGAUGCCGGCGGUGUCGAAGGGGGACGGGAUGCGGGGCCUGGCGGUCUUCAUCUCCGAUAUCAGGAACUGCAAAAGCAAAGAAGCAGAGAUAAAGAGAAUAAACAAAGAACUGGCAAACAUUCGGUCAAAAUUUAAAGGUGACAAGGCCCUGGAUGGCUACAGUAAGAAAAAGUAUGUCUGCAAGCUCCUUUUCAUUUUCCUCCUGGGCCAUGAUAUUGACUUUGGUCACAUGGAAGCUGUGAACCUGCUGAGCUCAAACAGAUACACGGAGAAACAGAUUGGAUAUCUCUUCAUCUCUGUUCUAGUGAACUCUAACAGUGAACUCAUUCGCUUGAUAAACAAUGCAAUCAAGAAUGAUCUGGCCAGCCGCAACCCCAUCUUUAUGGGACUAGCUUUGCAUUGCAUUGCCAAUGUGGGUAGUCGGGAGAUGGCAGAAGCAUUUGCUGGAGAAAUUCCAAAAAUACUUGUUGCUGGAGACACCAUGGAUAGUGUGAAGCAGAGCGCUGCCUUAUGCUUGCUCCGUUUAUACCGAACUUCUCCUGACCUUGUUCCCAUGGGAGACUGGACAUCUAGGGUGGUGCAUCUUCUCAAUGACCAGCACUUGGGUGUGGUUACUGCAGCUACCAGUCUGAUUACCACGUUGGCACAGAAGAACCCAGAAGAGUUUAAAACUUCAGUCUCUUUGGCAGUAUCUAGGUUAAGCAGAAUUGUGACUUCUGCAUCAACUGAUCUUCAGGAUUAUACCUAUUAUUUUGUCCCUGCUCCUUGGUUGUCUGUCAAACUGCUGAGGCUGUUACAGUGCUAUCCACCUCCAGAAGACCCUGCUGUUCGAGGUCGUCUUACAGAAUGCUUGGAAACUAUUUUAAACAAAGCUCAAGAACCCCCAAAGUCGAAGAAAGUGCAGCACUCAAAUGCAAAGAAUGCUGUGCUGUUUGAGGCAAUAAGCCUAAUUAUACAUCAUGACAGUGAGCCAAACUUGCUAGUCCGUGCCUGUAACCAGCUAGGUCAAUUCUUACAGCACCGGGAAACUAAUCUGCGUUACCUAGCACUGGAAAGCAUGUGCACACUUGCCAGCUCUGAAUUUUCCCAUGAGGCUGUGAAAACUCACAUAGAAACAGUUAUCAAUGCACUGAAAACUGAAAGAGAUGUGAGCGUACGACAGAGAGCAGUAGACCUUCUCUAUGCCAUGUGUGACCGAAGCAAUGCCCAGCAGAUUGUGGCCGAAAUGCUGAAUUACUUGGAGACUGCUGAUUAUUCCAUUAGAGAAGAAAUUGUGCUAAAGGUCGCAAUUCUAGCAGAGAAGUAUGCAGUGGAUUAUACCUGGUAUGUGGAUACUAUCUUGAAUCUCAUUCGCAUUGCUGGAGACUACGUGAGUGAAGAGGUGUGGUACAGAGUCAUUCAAAUUGUGAUCAACAGGGAUGAUGUGCAGGGUUAUGCAGCCAAGACCGUAUUUGAGGCCCUUCAAGCACCAGCCUGCCAUGAGAAUCUGGUCAAAGUAGGUGGCUACAUCCUGGGAGAAUUUGGCAAUCUAAUAGCUGGUGAUCCAAGAUCCAGCCCUUUGAUUCAGUUCAACUUGCUACACUCCAAGUUUCAUCUAUGCAGUGUCCCGACUCGUGCGCUCCUUCUGUCUACUUACAUCAAGUUUGUGAACCUCUUUCCGGAAAUCAAAACCACCAUUCAAGACGUACUGCGCAGCGACAGCCAGUUAAAGAAUGCUGAUGUUGAGCUGCAGCAGAGAGCUGUUGAGUAUCUGAGGCUCAGUACUAUAGCUAGUACUGACAUCUUGGCAACAGUGCUAGAAGAAAUGCCUCCCUUUCCAGAGAGGGAAUCCUCUAUUCUGGCCAAGCUGAAAAAGAAGAAAGGCCCUAGUACUGUUACUGAUCUGGAAGAGAUCAAAAAAGAGAGGAGUUCUGAUAUGAAUGGAAGUGCUGAACCCACACCUGUUAAUGCCAGUAAUGUAUCAACUCCUUCUCCAUCUGCAGACCUUCUGGGUCUUGGUGCAGUUCCUCUGACCAAUUCUGCUCCUGCACCUUCCUCUAGUGGCAGUUUGCUGGUGGAUGUAUUUUCAGACUCUUCCUCUGUGGCUGCACCUCUUGCUCCUGGCUCUGAAGACAACUUUGCAAGUAGCUCUGACCUGGCUUCAUCUGAGGUAGUUUCUGAGGAACCAGCUGAUGCUGUGCAUGAUGCUGAUGAGCUUAUACACAAAUUCAUAUGUAAAAACAAUGGAGUGCUGUUUGAGAAUCAACUGCUCCAGAUUGGACUAAAAUCAGAAUUUCGACAGAACUUGGGUCGGAUGUUUAUAUUUUAUGGUAACAAGACUUCAACACAGUUCUUGAAUUUUACUCCCACAGUAAUCUGUUCAGAUGAGCUGCAGUCAAGCCUGAACCUUCAGACAAAGCCAGUAGACCCCAUAGUGGAUGGGGGUGCUCAAGUGCAGCAAGUUGUGAACAUUGAAUGUAUAUCUGACUUUAUGGAUGCUCCAAUCCUAAACAUUCAAUUCAGGUAUGGGGGAACACUUCAGAAUCUUUCUGUAAAACUGCCCAUCACGCUGAAUAAAUUUUUUCAGCCUACAGAGAUGUCUUCUCAAGACUUCUUCCAGCGUUGGAAGCAGUUGAGCAGUCCGAAGCAAGAAGUACAGAACAUCUUCAAAGCAAAACAUCCAAUGGAUACAGAGAUCACAAAAGCAAAAAUCAUUGGCUUUGGCUCUGCCCUGCUGGAAGAGGUAGACCCCAACCCUGCUAAUUUUGUUGGUGCUGGCAUAAUACAUACAAAAACUAUCCAGAUUGGAUGUUUGCUGCGUCUUGAACCCAACCUGCAGGCACAGUGUUCUGUUCUCUUUCAGAUGUACAGGCUUACCCUACGAACAAGUAAAGAAGCCGUAUCUCAGAGGUUAUGUGAACUGCUGUCAGAACAGUUUUAAUAGUAAAAGAUUGGUCCAAUUUUUGUCUCCAUUUCUUCCAUUGUUGUCCUCCAUCCUACUGCAAAUAAAUGUCUUGUAUACCAAUGUCUGAGUAUUGCAACAUGUAACCUGCCUGCCUUAAAAGGACUUGUCCCUUCAUUUGAAAUCAAGACUAAAAUGUACAGUAUAAAAUGACUUUUUAUAGAUAAAAAUCAUGGCUUUUUAGCUUCUGCUACACAAGUGGAGGCAUCCUGUGGUUUUUCCUGUGGUGGACUUUUUAAGGGAAGCCAUCUUUAAGUGUGAUAACUGUGCAUUUUAAUUUGAAACUCCACUGUAAGUUGCUGGGAGCAUUCUGCCUUAGUGCCUUUACUAAGUGCACCUUUCUGCUUUGAGCUAAAAGAAACCAAACGUAACACUCUAAGCUUAGUUCAGAUGUUAGUUUGACACCAGAAUGACUCUUUUAACUACUCUGGAUUUAGAUGGCCAGAUGGGAUGAGUGUGGGGAACUGAAAUCGUGAGUGAAGUGCCUUUAAGGCACUGUUGUAGUCUUUGCUAGCCAGGGAAGACAGUCCAAAGUAUAAAUUUAAUCUUGUUGAACAAAAUGCCAUUGCAUAUUAAAUGUAUAGCAUUGCUGUGCAGAAAUGCCCAUUUGACAUCCUGCAUUUCACAAUUUUUAGGACCAAAAAAUUUACAGGACUAAUGCUGAUUUUCCUCAGCUUGACUAAUUUUAGUCAUUCUCAGUUGUUUUAGUUAAACACAGGAGGCUAGAAAGUCCAUUUGUUUUUGUUUUUUUCUGUUCCCUGUCAAAUUUAGUGAGAGAUGCUCUUCCCUGCUUUCAUUGUGCAGAGUUGGUUAUAAUGACUUCUUGCAACAAAGAGGAAACGGGAGGGGUAGGAGGUGGGAAUCAUUCUGUCUAACCCAUCAAAGUGGCCAUGCACAGCACAAUAGUCUUCAUUCUUUAAGAGAUUAAAAGAUCUAACUUUAAAACGAUAUUUUUCUCACAAUCUAUGACCAGAAUGCUAGUUGGUGAAUGGCUUUUGUUGCAAUGCCCUGUCUGCUAGCAGUGGUUAAAAUCUUUUACCGGGCAUAUUACCUAUAUGUUGGUUUCUUUUGAGGUAGAGUAGAAAGGUCAUAAGCAUUUGGCUUUUACAGUGGUUGUCAUGACAAUAUGCAUUGUUACUGUCUUAUAGCAGCAAAGAUUUGCAGCUCCUCUGAACAAAUUGUUAGAUGGUCUUGUUAUGUCUGUCAGACCUACACCAAGGGUUACUACAGCUUAGCCUAUUGGGAUCUGCAUUUAAAACCGAGUAUUGAUUACUAUCGUGAAAUAUGCGCAAGAUGGAUUGAACACAAAGAAGUGUCUCCCCUUGCUGAAGGUACAAGCAACCACAUGUUACAACAGUUCAUGUGCAACCAACUGUACAGUGGUGUGAUUAUAGUACAGUGUUGAGACUGCACGCUAAAUAAGGCUUCUGCCAUGCUGUCCAGUGCACUGUGGAAAAAAUGGAUUGUGCAUGGCAAAGUGCCUCAACACUACAAAUGUCUUACAUGACUUCAGGCAGUGGAACUAGAUAAUGCAAACUUGGUUCAGUCAGGGGCCAGUGAUACAUUUGAAUGUUUAUUGAAAAUGAAGGACAAGAUUCAAGAUUUGUCAAAUGUGUCCAGUUACUUUUUAGAUGCUACACACUUUUGAAUGCCCAAGCUGAAACUAUAAGCAGAGGCCAGGUUUGAAAGAAUAUUGAACCCCUUAUUCUCUGAAAAUUGGUCUUUUUCUUUUUAACAUCAUCUUCUGUGGGGCAUCAGAAUUGCUAGCCCUUCUUGGAAAUUGCUCACUAGCAUCUCCUGUAGCCACUUCUUUGACACUGGAUAGAUGACUGUAUCCAGUCCCAGUGAUGUCCCAAAUAUCUUUCACAAGAGGGGGUCUCCCAUAAGUCCUUUUAAUGGUCUCAUUUUCAUGUAUUUGUUCUCUGUGCUGUCAGUUGCUCUUUAUAAAAAUAUGAAAUGUGUAAGCCAAGCUCUGUUUUAAAGUGAGACCUGCAGCAGGUGCAAAGGAAGAGCUGCUAUUUCAUCCUUAAAACUAUAUUGUGCAUCUGUUCCUCUGGAAAUGUAUCCUGUGUUCUUGUUAGAUACUUUGAGACACACUGUGUACUAUCUCUAGUCCACUUUUGGUUUGGUUCAAACUGUGGUGAAUUGUGCAUUAAAUAUAGGGAGGAGAGCAGAAAGGUAAAUCACUCUUUUUAUAGUAGCUGUACUAAAUGAAACACCUCUGGACAAUGUCCAAAUCUGUAUUGGAUGACAUGGCUCAUUGAGCCAUACAAGCAGUGCUGAGAACAGAACUAACAAACACUUGUUUGCUUUGUGGAAUGAUUUGAUUUUUACCAAAGUGUAUGAUGCAUCCUCCCAAGCAGAGACUGUUUCUGCAGUGAAAACAGUAUUAUUGUUAAACAUACAGUAUUUUAGUCAUUGAUAUGUGAGAACUGAACAGCAAGAUGGAUUUAAAAUUAUGCACUUUUUGACCUAUGCUCCAAGGUGUGACAGUUUUAUGGUGGCUGUUUUCAUUUCUAUAAAUAUAAUUCCGCCAAAUUAAGUGGAUAAUUUUUCUUAAGACUCUAUAAAGAUACUGGAAAAACAAAUUCAUCAAAAUAUAUAUCAUUCAAUGGAAAAUAAAUGGCUAGAACAGUAAACUGAAA